AUGUGCAUCGACUACCGGCAGCUGAAUGCCCAGACAGUCAAGGACUCGUACCCUCUUCCCCUCAUUGAUGACAUCAUCGACAGCCUCUGCGACGCCCGGAUCUUCUCAACUCUCGACCUGCGCUCCGGUUAUCAUCAGGUGCGCAUUCGCGCCGGGGACGAGGACAAGACGACCUUUCGCACUCGCUACGGCACCUUCCGAUUCCUUGUGCUGCCCUUUGGCUUGACCAACGCACCCCCGACCUUCCAACGCCUCGUCAACAACGUCUUCAAGCAGGAAAUGGACAAGUUCAUGGCACCCUACAUCGACGACCUCGUCAUCUACUCCAAGAAUGAGAAAGACCAUGAGCAGCAUCUUCGUCAGGUAUUGCAGAAGCUCCGCGACCAUCGACUGUACUGCAAGGCGAGCAAGUGUCACCUGUUCCAGACGGAGGUGGAGUUCCUAGGCUUCAUCGUGGGACAGGGCCACCUCAAGAUGCACCCUGCCAAGGCGGACGCCGUCGAGAACUGGUCGACGCCGCAGAGCACGACCCAGCUGCGGUCCUUCCUAGGCCUAGCCAACUUCAACCGCCGCUUCAUCGCCAACUACGCCAAGAUCUGCGCCCCGCUCAACGACGCCCUCAAGAAGAACGGGUUCAAGUGGGGCCCGUCGCAGGAGGAGGCCUUCCGGGAGCUGAAGCGUCGUAUGACACAAGCACCUGCACUCCGCAUCCCUGACCAGCGCCAGCCAUUUGAGGUGGCAACCGACGCAUCAGACCGAGCGAUAGGCGCCGUCCUACUCCAAGAUGGGCAGCCAGUCGCGUACGAGUCCCGGAAACUCCAGGCCGCGGAGCUCAACUACCCAGUGCGGGACAAGGAGGCCCUCGCCUUGAUCUACGCGCUGACCAAGUGGCGCGUGUACCUCCUCGACAAACGGACCACGAUCCUCACCGACCACCGCUCACUGACGAACAUCACCACCCAGAAGACAUUGAACGGCAGAUGGGCGCGAUGGAUAGAGCUCCUGAACGACUACGACCUCGACAUCCGUUACAUCAAGGGCAAGACCAACGUAGCUGCCGACGCCGUUAGCAGGAUCCCUGACUCAGACGCACAGGAGAUCACAUGCGCCGCCAUCUCUACCGCGACGCCGGCGGACCUGGUCAAACGCAUCAGCAACGACAUCGCGGAGGACGAGGAAUUCGGCCCGAUCUACAAGGCGCUGAAGAACCCCGACCAGACACCACCGCCUGCCGUGGCGGCGAAGCUCAGCCGUUUCGGACUCAAUGACGAAGACCUGCUGAUCUACCAGGAGCACCCGGAGCACCCGGAGGACAUACCUCUGCGCUGGUGCAUACCAGAGACGGCACGCGUGCCGCUUCUGGCUGAGUUCCACGACACUCCGACAGCGGGCCACCAAGGAAUUCACCGUACCCACGAGGCGCUAGCGCGCCACUUCUACUGGCCCCGGAUGCGGCAGGACGUGGAGCGCUAUGUGCGGAGCUGCAAAUCCUGCCAGCGCCACAAGCCGAGACAGGGCGCUGCCCCUGGUCCCCUGCAGCCCCCAACCCGUUCCCCGAAAACCCCUGGACCGAUAUCAGCCCUCGACCUCGUUGUUCAUUUUCCCACGGGGUUCCAACCCCCAUGGACUUCCUUGCCAAAGUUUGGGCCUGAUCGAGAACCCCGGUUUUCACCGGCCCCCUUCUGGAAAGGAAACCUUUCCGCUUUGCUGGGUCCCCGACUUUCAUUUCUUCCACUUGGAACACCCCGAAGACCGGACGGCCAAACAAAAAGGACGAACCGGCACCAUGGGAGCAAGACCCUUCCCCCACUUACGUCAACUACCGCAUGGACAACUGGGACUCACUCCUCCCCGUGGCCAUACGCCGCACGGACACACCUGCAGCCGAAAAAGGACUUCGUGGUGCGCCUCAAGAGCAUCAUCACCGCCGCAAGAGACGCCCUCGCCCAGGCACAGGACAAGCAGAAGAGGUACGCCGACCAGCGCCGCAGCGACGACAUCAAAUAUAGUCCCGGCGAUCAGGCAUGGGUCACCGCUGACCUCUUCGUCGACCAGGCCAACCAGCGACGACCCAAGGACAAGCUGAAGCCCCGCUGGCAAGGCCCCUUCACUGUCAUCGACAUGCCGUCGCGCACGACCGUGCGACUCCGGUUCCCCAGCCACGUGCGGGCGCACCCGGUCGUCAACGUCACCAAGACCAAGCCGUGUGUCAACAGCCCGUCAGACUUCAACACGCGCCCCAAUGACGAACCACCACCCCUGCCGGACGGCGAAUCGGACGAAUACGAGGUGGAACGCAUCCUCGACGAGCGAGUCCGACGCGGCAAGAGGCAGUACCUGAUCAAGUGGGCCGGCUACGACAUCAACGACAGCACUUGGAUCAACGAGGACCAGCUCACACGCGACUGCCUCGGAACUGCUUGCCUCUCGGCGGCGAUCCCGAGCCCUUGGCACGGUACCGUCAUCAACUAA
Molecule: messenger RNA, 2472 nt
Organism: Salpingoeca rosetta
Lineage: Eukaryota; Choanoflagellata; Craspedida; Salpingoecidae
Exons: 4
Coding region: 1-2472 (823 amino acids)
Source: RefSeq, a predicted model, not a curated record